GCAUGUCGUUUCUAGUAGGCCACCCAGCCGAAGCCACCGCGACGUGUGCGAUCCGGCUGUAUGGCGAUGUGCGGAUCCCGAUGGCCAUGCGUUUUUCUUGUCUUGGUAAAUUUGGUUUUGGCGAGUUGCAAAGAGAAUGUUCUGAUCAGAAGAGAUGUUGCUAUCCGGCAUGAUGGCAAAUUUGACUUGCUGAAACGUCCUGAAGUUCACCAUGCCAAACAUGGUCACGCCAAGCGCCUUUCCACGAAGAAACGUGGCGAACACGCGCAGCACGCAAUCAGUCAUUUGAAAGUUGAUGAGAUGAAAGAGAUUCCGAACUGCAGAGAGGAAUAUACCUGCGAUGCUCACAGAACAAGAUCCUUGGGCGACUACGCAAGGAAACACAUUGCUGUUUACACCUACAACAUUGGAUCCUAUGAAGGUGGUAUGCGAGAUGACAAUGUACCAUGUGUCCCCAGCAAUGUGGACGCCUUUCUAUUUUUAGAUGAUGAUACGAAGGAACGCACGGACUCAAAUUCUUUGAACCUUUGGAAAAAACUGGGCUGGCAAGUCAAGUCCGUGACCUUGCAAGCGGGAAGCGAAUUCGUGACUGGUGCCCGUUUGACGUCCAAACUCUUAAAAUUCACUCCACCAUCUUGGCUUCUGAAUGGUGAGUGGGAGUGGCUGGUGGAAUUCGAUGGAAAUGUUGUCUUGGACCUCCAUACUCUGGGACCUUUCCUCGACAAGUACAGCUCCAAACCCUUGUUGCUGUUGGAUUGGAGCUACCACGAAGACUGUGGCGAUGAUGGCUUCCAAUGUUUCAGCCACGAGCUGCACAAUAUGUUGCAUGCACGUCGAAAGUACAUUGAGGACUCCAAGGAAAAUGUCUAAGCAUGGGAGCGCAAACUUGCCAAAGAGCAUGAUGGCACUGACGGGACAAGGAAGUACACGCCACCGUACUACUACGAGACCCGGAUCAUCGUGCGGAAUCUUCAGCAUCACAGGUCUGACGAGGUCACACAGGCAUUCGGACGAACCUACGAAAAGUGUCAUGAGAUUCAGAGAGACCAAUUUCUAGUGCCAUACUUCUUGUGGCAUGCGAAUCUGAGCUUCGACACUGAAGCUCUUCCAAUGAGAUACCUAGCUGAUUCAGUUGGUAUGUGCAUGGUGGAGACAAGAGUUGGCCGCAACUGACGGAUUUAUCCCACGAUUAUUUGAUGGAUUGGUCAUCGGGAUAAUGAUUCUCCUUGAACUUUGUGGUGAAACCACAGCACUCCAUAGAUUUGCUGCGACACAACUCUUGCUCACAGAGGGUUUGCGAAAAAGCCG
Messenger RNA from Cladocopium goreaui, 1308 nucleotides. The record is from the annotation of a GenBank genome assembly. NCBI's taxonomy places the organism in Eukaryota, Dinophyceae, Suessiales, Symbiodiniaceae.